AGCAAAUCCUGGAAGUAACUGGAAAAAAAAAAAGCAGUUUUCAACACCAAGGUCUUGUAGAAAUUUGCCUGAUGCAUCCCCUUGAUGUAGUGAAAACAAGGUUCCAAAUUCAAAGAGGGAAAACUGAUCCGACUGGUUACAAGAGCCUGGGGGACUGUUUUAGGACUAUUUUCCAACGAGAAGGAUUGUUUGGCUUCUACAAAGGAAUAUUUCCUCCCAUCUUGGCUGAGACACCCAAAAGGGCAGUGAAGUUUUUCACCUUUGAGCAAUAUAAGAAGCUGCUAGGAUAUGCAACAUUACCACCAGGACUGGCAUUUGCAGUUGCUGGCUUGGGAUCUGGGUUGACAGAGGCAGUUGUGGUUAACCCUUUUGAAGUAGUAAAAGUUACCUUACAGGCAAAUCGGAAUGCCUUCACAGAGCAACCAUCUAGCUUUGUUCAAGCUCGGCAGAUCAUUAAAACCGAUGGUCUGGGCUUCCAAGGGCUCAACAAAGGUCUUACUGCAACACUAGGCCGUCACGGAGUUUUCAACAUGGUUUACUUUGGAUUCUACUUCAAUGUGAAAAACAUUCUUCCAGUCAAUAAGGAUCCAAAUUUGGAGUUUUUGAGGAAAUUUGGAAUUGGGCUAGUCUCAGGAACAAUAGCCUCAAUUAUUAACAUUCCUUUUGAUGUUGCAAAAAGUAGGAUUCAAGGACCACAGCCAGUUCCUGGAGAGAUCAAGUACAGAACCUGUUUUAAAACUAUGGCAACAGUCUAUAAAGAGGAAGGAUUUCUGGCUCUGUACAAAGGCUUGGUUCCCAAGAUCAUGAGGCUUGGACCAGGUGGUGCAGUGAUGCUUUUGGUUUACGAAUACGUUUAUGCAUUGCUUCAGGACACAGUUGAUCACAAGUAGCACUUCUGAAAAAAAUGUGCUCUUUAAAAUUAUAUACAUACUAAAAUACACUUUAAUAAAGUAAAAGUGAUUCUCAUCCUUUACGGUGUUGAAUGCCUUCAGAUUGAACUGAUGUUAAUACAGUUCAAAACAUGUUUGGUUUUCAGGUCCUGAUCCAAGAAGACAUUUAAGCAUAUGCUUUUCUGUAAGUGCAUAAGUAAAUAGCACAGUUAAUAUUUGUUAUUGUUUUAGUGGAUGAAGAGAAAAUAUAAAGGAGACAUAGGAACAAAUUAGUUUUUCAAGAACAAACUGAAAAUUAUGGACACUGAAUUACACAAUGUAGUCAACACACCUUUUAAAAAUUUCAGUUGAAGUGGCAAGAUAACAACAUUCAGGAGAUUUCAAAGAAAAAAAAUUAAUCCUCUGGGGCCAGAUACUAAGCUAGUGCAAACUGACAACUUCAUUGUUUCCAGGUUAAGAACAUGAACCCAUACUCUGCAAACUCUUGUGUCAGUCUUGGGUCCAGUUUCAGUUCAGUCCAGGACAAUUUCAACAUUGAUAGAAGAGCAUCUUAAGUUGUUGGGAGUUAGGAUAGAAACAGGACAGCACAACUAGCCACAACCUUGAAGUCACACAUACAUACUGUUAAAUAUCCUACUUGUUCUUAGCCAUAUAUAUUGUAUAAAUCUCACUCAAGUCACAGAAGAUACUGCAUAUAAUUAGUCUGAAUUAAGUUACAUAAAAGUGCAAAACAACCAUGGGAAUCAUAAAAGAAAUGAGUAAAGAAAUUAACAUGAUGUCCCCUGAUAAAAAUGCUCAAUGCACCUUAACUGCCCCUUUAGCCUUUCAUUACCACUGUGGAAUGGAGAAACAAUGUUCUAGACUUAAAUCACAUAUGCAGUCAUAAUUAGCUACCCACACCUCAAAGAAAUGCACAUUUCUGUACGUAAAAAGUGUUGCUCUAGUGGUAAAAUUGUUGCUUUUCCCAGUCACUGUAAAUAUAAAUAAUAUUUUGGCGGUGUACUCCUGUCUUUACUAGCCAUUCUAACAAGCUCUGUGAAUUAUGACAAUUCAUGCAGUGCUAAUUGAAGACAUGGUUUCAGUUCAUGAAGUUGUGCCACUCUACAAUUUAUUUUCAAGAACUCUUUAAAUAAAUUUAUACAUUAUUCUGUUACAGAAACGUUCCCAUUAUCUAAACUUGGUUUGUUGUCAAAUGAAUGCAUAUCUUGCAAUUGCGAAAAGUUUCUCUAUCACCCCGUACUACAUUCACACAACUUUAAAUGUUUUUCCUCUUAAGGAGGUACAAACUUUUUUCCUAGCAAUCCUAAAGAAAUAACUUUCCAGAUUGUUGCUUGAAAAUGACAGUUCACAUUUUUCAUCUCAUGAGUGUUUUUAAUGCAUUAGAAAAGCAACAAAAAAAUUAAAAGUAGAAGUGCAUUCUCAGCGCUUUCAAGGAUGCUUGUACUGACAUGCUUAAUAAACCUCUCUUGUCUAAAUUUGACAACAGCGACUUCUCAUACCUAUGCAACUUCAUAGCUAAAAUCAAUAAAAAUAACUCUGUUAUGGUUCAUAAUUUUAAGGCAAAUGUUCCUCAUUGUUGCAUUUCAUUAUCAGUACUUAGCCAAAGAGAAGACACUACUAAGAUAAUUUUGAAAAUUAAAAGCAAAAUUCUUUAUAAUUAGUCUUUUAUUAAUUUAGAGCAUUCAAAAUAUAAAAAUAAAAGGCUUUAAACAUACUGUAUAUACAUAUAUAGCCUUUGGUUUUACAUCCUUUCCAACAUGAUUUUUUUUCAGUUAAUAGCUCAGCCUGAUCUUUGAUAAAAAGAGAACCACUAAAAAGCAGAAAACAUGCAUUGUUUUAGAAAGCAAACCCAUGAAUGUGCCAUCCCAAUCCCCCAUCACUCAUGGGGUCUGAUUCAGUUUGACACUGGAGGUCUUCUGUACUGGGACCAUGCAAACACUGUGGGGCUGUCACAGAAGGGAGUACUUGGCUUCACUGAUUUCUUUGAAGACAUAUGACACUCUGGGAACAGAGUGUAGACUUUUCAGAUUAAAAACUUAAAUUCUGCACUCACGUAUACGAUUUCCCAAAUUAAUCCAUUCACCUCAGUGGGUUCACUCCAGAUUUAUACCCCUGUACCUGACAGCAGCAGUUGACCCUUAUUUGGUUGUUGGGUUUUUUUUUAUUAUUUUAAAUCCCUUUUUCUCCUUUGUUUAUUGUGAAGUGGCUUAAAGUUAUGUGGCUAAUAAUCUGAUGUGGUUUUCAGUUUACCCAUGAGUAUAGGCAGGGAAAAAAGUCCUUGGGCAAAGGAGUAUUCUGCAUUGUAAGUUUACACUUUAAAAAAUAAUAAUUGCUAUGUAAAUUCACACAAAAAAAAUCUAUCACAGGCAGUUCACCAAGAGCCAAGGUCAGGUACCUUUGCUCCCUCUGAACAACACUUUCUGUGCACAGUCCCACUGACUUUCCACUUGGGGGUAAGACAUAUACAGCAGGUAGAUGCACAAAGAGCUGUACCUAAACAAACACAAAACAAAAAUGGUUCACGGUGGUGUAUUCCCACAUGAGGAAUAAUUAACAUCAUGUCUUGUCCUUGCUUUAUAAAUUAUCCUGAUUUAGCUGAAAACAAGAUAAUGCAAAUGACUGAUACAAGCUAAGGAUCUGUCUCUCUGAGUAUCUCCCCGAACACACUAAUGCCUCAUGGGACUAUCGGAAAAGAUGACUUUUAUUCCAGAAAUGACCUUGUUGCUCCAGAAAAUUUUGAAAACUUUUAACAUAGGCACACUUUGUUACAGGCUUGUGAAUUCUUGGAGCUCAAAAAGCUGUGCUAUGAAAGGCUUCUCUUCAUUUUGUUGUUUUUUUUUUUUUUCCUUUGAAAUACCUUGUUUGUGCUGUAUGGGUAACAAUAAAUAGACAAUAAUUCUAUAAUCCCGUAAAAACAACUAGGUUGAAAGCUGAAAUCCUGUUGCCAGAUUAAUCAUUUAUUGACUCGUGACCUUUUUCUUAUCUUUCUUUUUAACCUCCAUUUUAUUUUUAGUGAAGAGCUUGUUGAGAAUUAAACCAAUUUUUCUUUCAUGGUGUUACAGUUCGACUUAUUUCAGCUACAACUGCAAAAAGGCAGAAUAACGUCCAUCAUGUCACUAACAGUGUGGCAGAGCAGAAUUGCACUUGUGUGCAUGUUACCUUUAGUGGUUUCAAAGAAACAUUCUUUAGAAAGUGUUCUACUGACUAACAAGGGUUUCAGCGUCUCGUUAAAGCUGAGCAGCUGUCGAAUGCCUUUGAGGCUGAAGGAUACGGGACCACAUCCGAGAUCAGAUCUUUCUUUCCUUAGGGCCAUAAUACAAUACCUGUGUUUUUUAUAGAAAUACAGUUCCAUUAACUAUUUUUUAAUGCAAAAAGCAAAGGUGGCAGCAGCCAGUUGAGUCCAUCUAUAUUUCAGUGGAUAUACUGUACGUAACAUAUGUACUGGUUACUUAGACUAUUACAAAAAUUUACCCACAGCUGUCUUGGUGAUGAAAGCUGGAAAUCCACAAAGAGAGGACUGUAUUGAGGGGACUGUAUUUUACCAUCCCACUGAAUGAAUGUUUAAUAUGGUAUGCAGAUAGAGCAAUAUUUGAAGAAUGAAGUUUUCUUCUCUGCUUUAGCUAUCUCUAGUGUAAUUUAAGUUAUUGCACAACAUUUAUAAAAAUACACAAUAUAUUAAUAAUCUAUGAAGGCUAUGAAAUGUCACACCAGGCUUAAUUUUUUUUCCACGUUCAUGUUCUGAACAUACCUACAGCAUGUGGAAAGCAUUCUGGAAUAAUAGUCAGAACUUUAUUAUUGCCCAAGGAAAACAGGUAAAUUUUCAAAGAUCAGAAUGUUAGCUCUCUUGGGAUUAAAGUUUAAAGCAAAAUAACUGGCACAGAGUACUUGCCACUGGAUACAGAAAUGUAGAAAAGGAAUUUGUUAAUAUUAAAUAAUAUCUGUGUAGCACCACCACCACUAUACCUAUAAGGG
Molecule: messenger RNA, 4862 nt
Organism: Athene cunicularia (burrowing owl)
Lineage: Eukaryota; Metazoa; Chordata; Aves; Strigiformes; Strigidae
Gene: SLC25A21
Product: solute carrier family 25 member 21
Exons: 10
Coding region: 72-890 (272 amino acids)
Source: RefSeq, a predicted model, not a curated record